UGACCCGAGUUAACCUUUUGAUGUCUGCUACAAUAUACAAAAUCAGCAUGUCUGGAAAAUCUUUGUCGUUUUCCUUUAAAUUAUAUAAAAGUCUGACUAAAAGCACUAAACCUUUAUUGACAAAACGAUUGUUCCAAACAUGCAACAGACUUUCUGCAGCUAAAAUUAUUAAUGGUGUAGCGCUUGCCAAAGAAAUUAAAGAUGAAGUAAAGAAAGAAAUCGAUGAAGUAGUGGCAAGCGGAAAAAGAAGACCAAAGUUAAUUGUAAUAAGAGUUGGGGAAGAUCCUGCCAGUCAAACUUAUGUGAAAAACAAAAUUAAGGCAUGUGAAUAUACAGGUAUUGAAAGUGAAAGUAUAACCUUACCAACCACAGUUAGUGAAGACGAACUAUUGAAUCUUAUUAAUAAACAAAACAAUGACGAUAGUGUAGAUGGCAUUCUUGUCCAACUUCCUGUACCGGAACACAUUACAGAGAGAAAAGUGUGUAAUGCCGUCACACCCAGUAAAGAUGUGGACGGUUUUAAUGUGAUAAAUGUCGGACGAUUAUGUUCCGAUCAGAUGACCUUUAUUCCAGCCACUCCAGCAGGUGUCAUGGAAGUUUUAAGAAGAACUGGUAUAGAAACCUUUGGAAAGAAUGCUGUUGUUUGUGGGAGAUCGAAAAAUGUUGGCAUGCCAUGUGCCAUGUUGUUACAUGCUGAUGGCAAAUAUGAAACUCAAGCAGGUGAUGCCACAGUGACUUUGUGCCAUAGAUAUACCCCUCCAGAACAGUUACCUGUAUUCACCAAGACAGCUGAUAUUCUAGUGGUGGCCUGUGGAAUACCUAAGUUGAUAACUGCUGAUAUGGUGAAAGAAGGAGCAACUGUGAUAGAUAUUGGAAUUAAUAGAAUUGUCGAUGAAAAAACAGGAAAAACUAAGCUAGUUGGAGAUGUUGAUUUCGAAGAAGUAGCAAAGAAGGCUGGUUACAUAACACCAGUGCCAGGAGGUAUGGGACCAAUGACAGUAGCCAUGUUGAUGAAGAAUACCAUGAUGGCUUACAAGAAAGAGAUUAACUUUGAUUGAUGAUGGCUCAAACCUAGGUGCUUUCUAUCGAUUAAUGGCAGCUGGAAAGAAGAGUCUCGUCGUAUGAAAUUACUGGCCACAUUAUAUACAUGUACAUGAAUUAUUAACAUAUUAAGAAUUGUUAAAGACUUUGAUUUUUAAGUUUUUGUUAUGGUAUAUUUUGUUAUCAUUGUAAAAUACCAUCUUACUUUAUCAUUAUAAGCUUUUAUAACUUUGAAGUGCUUAUUAAAUAUUUUACUUGGGAUAAGAGGUAGCUUUUCCUGUGAUGUAUUUGAAAUCAUACUUUUUUCUUAAUUUUUGUUAUUGAAAAUAUAUCGUCUUGCUUCAGAUGCUAGAUUUUAAAAUAAAUGAAUCUGGAUAUAAUUUCUUAAAAAAGUAUACUGGGAGAUAUACAUUUUCUGGAAAGAUUUUAUGAGCCAGGUUGCCAGUUGAACUUUCUCACUUAUUCUCAAUGAUAAAUCUAAUCCUUUAUACAAUUGUUUGAACAGUUUAGCUUUAUUUAUAUAAUGUCAUGUACCGGUACUCAGCAUUUCAACUAGCAUUUUAUUAUGUUUAAGAAUAUACAGUUACCAUAUUUUUAAGGUUUGUUAUGAAUAGUGAUUUAUUUAUAUAAUUAGAUAAAUAAAUAUUAAAAAAGAAUAUAACUUUUCUUCUGACAGGUGAAAAUUUGUGUUAUGUAUGAUUUUCCCCCUGAAAAUAUCUUUUUACAACACUAAACACACUUUUAUAAUGUAAUAUUUUAUAGCCUGAAGCCAGAGCUAUAACAUGGUUGUUUUAUUUGUACACGUACACACACAAUAAUACUGAAUAUAACAUAAUAAUGUGCCAAGAUAAAUGUGUAUACAUUUUUUGUUGUUAGUGGAAAAUUAUAUAAAGGUCUGUGAUGUAAUAUUAGUCAUGAUAAAAAUAGUCAAAGAGAUAUCCUUUUUUAAUUGCAUAAUCUAAAUUCAGACAUUAUUGCAUGUAU
Messenger RNA from Mytilus trossulus (common blue mussel), 2025 nucleotides. Its product is annotated as bifunctional methylenetetrahydrofolate dehydrogenase/cyclohydrolase, mitochondrial-like. Gene Ontology annotation, molecular function: methenyltetrahydrofolate cyclohydrolase activity; methylenetetrahydrofolate dehydrogenase (NADP+) activity; methylenetetrahydrofolate dehydrogenase (NAD+) activity. The transcript has 7 exons. Lineage: Eukaryota; Metazoa; Mollusca; Bivalvia; Mytilida; Mytilidae. Gene Ontology annotation, biological process: tetrahydrofolate interconversion. Bases 21 to 1058 code for a protein of 345 amino acids. The record is from RefSeq and is a predicted model, not a curated record. Gene Ontology annotation, cellular component: mitochondrion.